UCUCCAACUAACCCCCACAUUUGGCCAUUGCAGUAGUCAUGGGGCUCAAAACAAACUCCAUUUGGCUCUUUGCCUUUCUCUUUGCACUCUUCUCCAUCCUAAUUGCUCUGUUCACACUCCCUCCUCCUUCCCAAACACCCAUCUCCGUCACCUUCGAAGCUUCCCUCGUCACGAAAUUCGUGAGCCAAACCAGCGAAUUCAUAUCCUUGUUAAAAAGGAUGGUGUCUAGACAUCACCACCGCCGCCACCGUCAUCGUCAUCACCAUCAUCGGUGGGGACGUGAGCAGAAAUGUGAUCACGUCAAAUGGAUUUCAAACUCGAUCGCAAGCAGCCUCAUUUAUCAAUACAAAGUGUCACUUGUAUUAACAGUUGACCUAGAGGGUUGCGCUAACUUCAGCACCGUGCAGAAGGCGGUCAACGAAGUUCCGGAUUUCAGCCCCACCAAGACACUGAUCGUUAUUUAUUCUGGUACAUACAGGGAGAAGGUAGUGAUCCAUAAGAGCAAAUCGAACUUGAUAAUCCAAGGUGAGGGUUUUCUCAACACAGCAAUUGAAUGGAAUGAUACUGCAAAUUCCACUGGAGGAACUGUGUCUAGCUCUUCGGUUGCCAUAUUUGCUCCUAACUUCACAGCUUAUAACAUUAGCUUUAAGAAUACAGCUCCAGAGCCAAUGCCUGGUGAGACUGGACAGCAGGCAGUGGCACUCCGAAUUGCGGGGGAUCAAGCUGCUUUCUACAAUUGUGGAUUUUAUGGAGCCCAAGACACACUUCUUGAUGAGCGUGGGAGACACUAUUUCAAAGGAUGUUUCAUACAAGGUUCCAUUGAUAUCAUUUUCGGGAAUGCUCGAUCACUUUAUCAGGGUUGUGUUAUCAAUUCGAUUGCUAAAGAGGGGACGAGUGGAGUUAGCGGAUCCAUCACAGCUCAUGCAAGGCAAUCGAUAAGUGACCAAACCGGGUUCUCGUUCGUCUACUGCAUUGUUCGGGGGACCGGGAGCAUCUGGCUCGGACGAGCUUGGGGAGCUUAUGCCACCGUCGUGUUUUCCCGAAGUUACAUGACUGACGUUGUGGAUCCGGUCGGAUGGAAUGACUGGCGAGACCCCUCUAGAGACCAGACUGUGUAUUUCGGUGAAUACGAGUGUUUGGGACCCGGAGCAAACUACUCACGAAGAGCCUCUUAUGGGAAGCAGUUGAUGGAAUACGAAGCAGCUGAAUACAUGAACAUUUCAUAUAUUGACGGAGAUCAAUGGCUUCAAGAUUAGACCUUCAUCUUUAUAAAAUCAUAUAUCUUCAGGUCCGUAUACGCAU
Molecule: messenger RNA, 1302 nt
Organism: Hibiscus syriacus
Lineage: Eukaryota; Viridiplantae; Streptophyta; Magnoliopsida; Malvales; Malvaceae
Product: probable pectinesterase 15
Exons: 5
Coding region: 39-1256 (405 amino acids)
Biological process (GO): cell wall modification
Molecular function (GO): pectinesterase activity
Source: RefSeq, a predicted model, not a curated record